AUGUUGUUUGGUUUUAGCCUUCGUGAUAAGGCUCAAACAUGGUUGAAUGAUGUCAAGGAGACAGAGUGGAGUGCUAUUUCACAGGCGUUUCUUGAAGAAUUCUUUCCACCCAUCAAGACUGCUGAAAUAAGGCACAAGUUUACUACAUUCACGCAAGAACCUGAAGAGUCACUUAGAGAAGCUUGGGAUAGAUUCAAGGCAUUGCAGCGGUCUUGUCCGCAUCACAACAUUGAAAAAUGGUUCUUGGUUCAGAUUUUCUACCAUGGUUUGCAAGAUAAUACGAAGAACACAGUUGAUUCUGCUGCUGGGGGAGUUUUCCUUGACAAAGAAGUGGAUGCAGGUUAUGAUUUUCUUACCAAUCUUGCUGCCAAUCACUAUAGCACCACCAGAACCACAUAUAGGAGGGGCAAGAUGGAAGUUGAUGCUUAUUCUCUAUUGUCCUCACAAGUGGCAUCCUUGAACCUAAAGAUUGAUUCUUUGAAGCUCCUCAGUCUGGAUACCACGCAAAUUGAGCAAGUGAAUGCUUUCAACAGAGGCAACCCAAUGACCCAUAUUCCAACUCCUAUAAUCCAGCAACAAGCUCCUCAGACCAAUGCUACUCCAGAGCCUAACAUGGGUGAUCUGUAUAAGCUCAUUGCAAAUAUGCAGAAGACCGCAGAGAUAGCUCAAAAGAACCAUGAUGAGAGCAUAAAAAAGUUGAAGAAUCAGAAUAGAAUGUUGGAGAAUCAAGUUGCUCAACUUGCUGACACUCUAUCUCAUAGGCAACCGGGUACACUUCUAGGGCAAUCUACUCGGCCCCAGGGUCAGAAGGGAAAAAGUGCCAAUGCUAUCACUCUUAGAAGUGGCACUAAAUAUGAUGGAACCCCGAUGCCCACUGAUGAUGCAACUCUUGCUAAGGAGAACACAAAUGAACCAGAGAAAACAAUUGGCGCAGAGCCUCAAAUCCCGGAAGUUGAUAAUGAUGAUGAUGUUGGCACAAAUAAAGGGAAGGAGAAGAUUUCUGAUUCUCUCCCUAUUGUGCCUAAGUUGCCUUUCCCUCACCGGAUGCAGAAAACUAAGGUCGAUCAACAACUUGGUAAGUUCUUGGUAAUGGUCAAGAAUCUUGAGACAUUUGAUGAAGCUCAAAGCAAGGGAAACAGAGCUGAUGAAAACAGGGGAAUGCAAGAAGAAAACAGGGGAAUGCAAGAAGGAAGCAGGGGAAUGCAUGAAGAGUUGAAGCUAUUGAAGAAGAAACUGAAACAACAGAAACAACAAUUCAAGUUUGCAAUAAAAAUUGGUGUAAUAAUGUUUGCAUUUCUAAUUUGGAUAGCAAUGAAGUAG
This is a messenger RNA of Spinacia oleracea (spinach), 1320 nucleotides long. RefSeq lists its product as uncharacterized. The record is from RefSeq and is a predicted model, not a curated record. The transcript is spliced from 4 exons. The coding region runs from base 1 to 1320 and encodes 439 amino acids. NCBI's taxonomy places the organism in Eukaryota, Viridiplantae, Streptophyta, Magnoliopsida, Caryophyllales, Amaranthaceae.